AUGGAAGUAUUCACAUAUUUGAGGCGUAUUUCAAGCCUUCAAAUACUUUCAAGAUUUGUUGUAGGCAUGGAAUCCUAUACACCUAAAUUGCUUAAGUACGUAUCAUUAAGAGCCCUAAAUUUGGAAAACCAAAAUAAAUUAAACUCUAAAAUUCAGUCAGAACACUUGGAUAAAAUUUUAAAAGUAGUUAGAGAUCAAAUUUUGAAGGUUAAUUCCAGUGAAUGGACGCCUUCAGAACUCGUUUCAGUCAUGAAUUUCAUUGCAUCACUAGAAUUUAAGCUUGAUGAGAAAACGAAAGUAUUUUUUACUAAUAAAAUCAAGAAUCUGGAUCACUUUAACCUUUACGAUAUAGUACAAAUCCUUAAAUCGCAAAAAAAACUUAAAAUUCCCUUAGAUACACAGAUUCUAUUAUCGCACAUUAAAAACAACAUAAAUGUACUUUUAAAAACCUGUUCGGUGGCUAAUAUAUAUUCUCUACUGAACGCUCUAUUGGAUAAUAACUUGACUGUUGAUUUGUUGACUUUAGUGAGUAUUUUUCAACACCUUGAGGACUCCAAAAUAACUCCUCAACUGAGUUUUAAAGAUCUAACAAACUUGUACAAUUCAGUUUCGAGACAUAUUAAAUUUAUUAGGAGUGAAAACAUAAACAAUUCUGAACAGGAUAAUAAUUUAAACAUGGAACACUACCGCAAAGUUGAAUCAUUUCUGAAAAUCUUGUAUAAUAAUGUGUUGAGUUCAAUUUCUUCUGAUAAAGACGAUUUUGAGGGGAUUGUUGAUGCUAUUGAUUCUCUAGUAAAUUCGAAUUCACAACAGUUCAUCAAUCAUGACAGUUAUUCCCAACUUGUUCAGAACUGUAAAGUCCCCUUCAAUAGAGCCAAACAUCACCUUAAUAAUAAUCGAGAGAGGUUGAUUAUGGAACUCAGCACAGCUAGUCAUCUUAAUGAUGAAGCAGAUAAAAAUACUAAGAAACCAGUUAAUAUAACAAAAGAAAUAAGUCCGAAACACCUUAAAGUACUGUUGAGGAACAUGGUAGCUGUGAACUGGGAUGAUCUCGAAUUACUCCAUCUAGUGUUUUCCUAUUACAAUGAGACACAAACACAGUGGAGUCUUCAAGGAAAUGUUGAUAUUCUAAAAGGUGUAAUUUAUUUCGGAUUUAAUAUCGAGUUCCCAAUAGAGAAAUGGAUGAAAUGUGUGAAUGUAUUCUCAACAAUUUUGACACCGCGUUACAUAAAUGAAAUCUUCUUACUAUUGGCAAUUUAUAACAGUAUCUACAAAUGUGAAAAUCUCAUUGAAUUUUUCAUUCAAACUGAUUUAAUAAGAGAAGAUGUCCUGACAACCGGAUUCCACAUUCUCUCACUUAGCGACCCAUCAAUCCUCAAUAAAUUAUCAAUAGACUCAUUGAAAAAAUUAAACUGUCUUGAUUUGGGGUUAUUUACACCUAAUUUGUAUAUUUUAAACGAGGAUUCCAAGAAUGUUGGAAUGGUGGUUCAAGAACUUUACGACAAACCUACCUUUUUUCAUUUGAAUUUAAAUUUCUUAAAUUUUAGUAAAUUUGUUUUGAAAUAA
Theileria annulata is the source of this 1566-nucleotide messenger RNA. RefSeq lists its product as uncharacterized. Lineage: Eukaryota; Apicomplexa; Aconoidasida; Piroplasmida; Theileriidae. The coding region runs from base 1 to 1566 and encodes 521 amino acids. The transcript has 2 exons. The record is from RefSeq and is a predicted model, not a curated record.